AAAUGCUCCAAUCUAUACAACACGCAAUCACGAAACAUCAACAGCAACAUCAAAUUCUACCAUCACAAAAAUGCCGCUCCAACCUCCUCCGAUUGAUAAGUUGUUUAUAACAGCAGAGGAAGCAUUUCAAGCUCUUCAAGAUCAUGCGCGAGAGGAAGGGUAUGCGCUUGUGAGAGCACGCGCGACUUCAUAUCAAAAUAACUUACCGCGUCGUUAUGAUAUCUCGUGUGUAUGUGGGAAUGGCGAAUACAAGCCAAAGGCGGCUGGGAUACGCAAAUCGAAGACAAAACGAACAGGCUGCCCGUUCAAGAUGAAGAUUGUGCAAAGAAAGGAUUCAGGCGAUCGUUGGAAGGCAGGAAUCCUCUGUGGAGAGCAUAACCACGCCUCUGGCCUCGCGGUUAAUUUUCCUGAACACCGGCGCGCUGCCCUGACCAAGGAACAAAGAAACAACAUUGAGGUGCUCCUAGAGAAUACAAGUCUCACAGCAAGGGCGAUCAACGAGAUUAUGAAGAAACGACAUCCUACUAUUCUUCUCACCGAGAAAGAUAUCUGGAAUAUACGGCAAAAAGCCUUGAAAAAGAAAAGGUGGAUAGGUGCAGCAGACCUAGAUACAGAGGUAGCGGAAGCGCUCAAGAAAGCAGGAGUUUUAUAGCUCGAAAGCCAUAGCUACAACUCGAGUCGCAAUUCAUACACUGUGGAACUUGCUACUGGACAUUGUGGCGCCAGCAAUCAUGCACCUACUUCUC
Molecule: messenger RNA, 746 nt
Organism: Trichoderma asperellum CBS 433.97
Lineage: Eukaryota; Fungi; Ascomycota; Sordariomycetes; Hypocreales; Hypocreaceae
Source: RefSeq, a predicted model, not a curated record